AUGAACUUCGACAAUACUAGAGCAUAUAGUGGCGGAUUAGCAACCAAACCGAGCCGAUUUGGUAUCGGAAGCAUCCGUACCUUCUCCUACGUCUACCCCUCCGGGCCAAAAAAGGGCGAAGAGUAUUCUUUCUCAGAGGAGCUUACCAAAUGCGAUGCUCCAAACUACUCCAUGACCUUCCGAGUCCGUAGGCCAGACUAUCCCGACAUGGUCGCCUUUGGUACGACCGCGCUGACCUCGCUUGGACCCAACAAGACCCGGUUCGACUGGACUGCUGAGGGCUCACCCUUGUCUGAGGAUUUGCACGCCGUUCUGAAAGCGGAUCUGCAGGAGCGCUUUGAUGGUCUUAUUGUGGCAAUGGCCAACCAGCUCGUCUGGAAACGAUGUUCGACGCUUUUCGAGCCGUUCAAUACGUUCGAAGGAUCGCUGUCAUGA
This is a messenger RNA of Alternaria postmessia, 435 nucleotides long. RefSeq lists its product as uncharacterized. The record is from RefSeq and is a predicted model, not a curated record. The coding region runs from base 1 to 435 and encodes 144 amino acids. The transcript has 2 exons. Lineage: Eukaryota; Fungi; Ascomycota; Dothideomycetes; Pleosporales; Pleosporaceae.